Messenger RNA from Thalassophryne amazonica, 765 nucleotides. RefSeq names its product phospholipase A and acyltransferase 1 (gene plaat1). The coding region runs from base 226 to 762 and encodes 178 amino acids. NCBI's taxonomy places the organism in Eukaryota, Metazoa, Chordata, Actinopteri, Batrachoidiformes, Batrachoididae. Gene Ontology annotation, molecular function: A2-type glycerophospholipase activity; glycerophospholipid phospholipase A1 activity. Gene Ontology annotation, cellular component: cytoplasm. The record is from RefSeq and is a predicted model, not a curated record. The transcript is spliced from 4 exons. Gene Ontology annotation, biological process: N-acylphosphatidylethanolamine metabolic process.
UCAGUGCGUGAGCUGUCUUUCACAUUGUACCAUCUGAUCCAGCAUUCUCUGCCUCUGAGAAUUUUGUAAUCCUGUACAAAGGGUCUUGUCUUACCAGAAACAAUAGGAAGGGAUUUUUUAUUAUUAUUUCUCACUUUUAAUUCAUAAUUUGCUCGUAGAUGGCAAGAAAUAUCAUCUCAGCUGUGUUUUCUUUUGUUUUUAGAAUUUGUGGAAGCAUGAUGUGGGAUGGAUAAACAACAACGGAGCUCUGCUAUGGCCUCUAAUGACCCUGACCUUCCUGAACCUCAAGGUGACCCCCAGCCUGGUGACCUCAUUGAAAUCUUCAGACCAGCCUAUCAGCACUGGGCGCUCUACCUGGGAGAUGGUUACAUCAUCAACUUAACUCCUAUUGAUGAGAGCCAGGCAGCAGCCAUGUCCAGUGUGAAGUCAGUCUUCAGCCGAAAGGCAAUAGUGCGCAUGCAGCUGCUGAAGGAGGUGGUUGGGAGUGACACGUACCGGGUCAACAACAAAUAUGACCACAACCGCACACCCCUGCCCGUCUGUGAAAUCAUUCAACGAGCACAAGUCCUCAUUGGACAGGAAGUGUCAUAUGACCUGCUGGGGAGUAACUGCGAGCACUUUGUAACCCUUUUAAGAUAUGGGGAAGGGGUGUCUGAACAGGCUACACGGGCCAUUGGGGCCAUCGGUUUGGUAACGGCAGCAGCCAGUGCCUUUUCUGUCCUUGGACUUAUCAACCCACGAUCCAGAAAUAGGCCCUUUUGACAG